This is a messenger RNA of Aureobasidium vineae, 7388 nucleotides long. The record is from the annotation of a GenBank genome assembly. Lineage: Eukaryota; Fungi; Ascomycota; Dothideomycetes; Dothideales; Saccotheciaceae.
CUGAGCACAUAGCUAUGCCUACCACAGGUCGGAUGGACCCAUCACCAGCUUCGAGGCGGGCCUCGCUGUCGUCCAUCAACUCGCCCACUGUGGACAAGGAGGCUUUGCAGAAAGAGCUGGACCACAUUCAUACCACUGCCUCACGCUCAGAUACUCUGACUUCAUUUAGCGACUUUGAGCGUAGCCGUACAAGCAGUCCUCGUGUAGCCGGNCCCAAAGAGUUGGUCAGCGGACGGAUUAGCGGUUUAUACUCGCGCUUGAGGCAGAGUGUCGGAGCCGCGUCUCCUGCCUCGGAUACGUCGGCGCGUCCUGCCAGUCGAGGAAGCUAUACUGUCACAGAUGCCUCAUCGUUGNNAAGUUUCUCAAAACCAGAAUCACCCACACUUCUCCGUUCGAACCACGUUUCGCGUCCGAGCGAUGCCAGUGCUGUCAUAGCCGAGACCGACUUUGCGCUCGCGCCAUCGAUACCUUCGUCUGCUGUUCAUUCGCGUCCAGGCUCCCGUGAUUUGACUCGCUCAGCCUUACAUACCGCUGCAUCGUCUCCUUCGGCGAGACGAGCUUCUCCACCCGGCCUGGUCCGUCAUGCCGAAAGCAACCAGAGCCAGCCGUUCCUGGUUGAGACCAAAAGAUUGUCGCAAAACCUGGAUGGAAGACCUUUGUCCCAGACACUCGAAAGCAAACGGUCCUCGGUCAACUUGGACAACAACCGACCGCCACAAAACUCCGAGCGAAAGCGUCUGUCACAGUCAGACGCCCCGUUCAUGGGUCCUCGGCCAGAACGUCCCACCAUCACCGUGCAGACAGAUAGUCAAGCUAGCGCCCCCGUCUCCGCUGACCGACGUGAUAGCGAUGCUUCGUCGAGGAUUCAAACCCAUCCAAAGCCUGAGCGUCCGCCUCUUCGUGUAACUGCUUCUCACUUGCCCAACUUGCGAAUAUCACAGCCGUCUGUAGUUGAUGGCGUCCUUGAUACCUCCUCCAUAUUUAGCACUACCCUCACCACACCUAUGCUUGAUACUCAACUCAACUUCAAUGCUGGCAUGCAAAGUCGUCGAUUACCGCAUAGAGAAGGACAGCCACUAGACCCAUCGGACAANAAGUCUACCACCAUACCGGCUCAUCUCAAGCGGCGGGUCAUAAGCAAAGAGUUUUGGAUGAAAGAUGAGAAUGCUCGUGACUGCUUCUAUUGUGGUGAUCCUUUCUCGACUUUCCGCAGAAAACAUCAUUGCAGAACUUGCGGUCAGAUCUUCGACGCCAAGUGUACCGUGACUGUNCAAGGCAAGCCCUUCGGUCAGUCAGGUACGCUCAGGCUAUGCAAGCCAUGCGACGCCAUGAUCUAUGGCAGUGAUGAUGACUCGACAGUUUUUACUGACGAAGACGAGCCCAAAAAGUCUCCCAUAUAUGCUUCUCACUCGCAAGACCAAGAUGUCUUCAAGCCAGAUGACCCAGCUCUCGCAACACCCUCAAUCGGUAUUCCCGUCUCGAGGAGAAAUAGAGAAGCCAAAAGACGUUCUGCUGUCAUCGAGUUUGACAUGCAGCCCACGUUAGCACGCCCAAGUUCAUCUCGUUCACUAAAGUCAAUGACUGGAAGGCCACAUUCUUCAAGUCACAAGCGACACCACUCUCGCCAUCAGUCUGUACGCCCACUGAAAACUCCUGCAGAAGAGCGAGGACCAUUCUACCAGAAUAUUGCCGAGACACAACGACGUCCAUUCACUGCCUUCCACAAUGACAACAUUAUUGAUCCCGACUUGGCUCCAUUUCUGUCUGACGAUGGGUCGGAUGCGGACGAUCAGCCCAGCAUAUACACUACUAUCAGUGACGUGCCUGGCCCGUCCUCGCUGGAUAACGAACGAGCUGGGUUCACGAGCUUGCUGGCUUCAGCAGUGAAAAAGGGUCGCUCGAGACGGGGCGAUAGAAGUGCUGGCGGUCACAGUCUACGUGCUUCUCGUGACCUGGAGCAUUUCAUGUUUGCUUCCAAGCACCUCCCAAAGCUGCGAAAACAGCGCAACCCAAGUAUUGGAAGCGUUGGCAUAUCGCGUCCGUCUCCUCGGAGGAGCCGCAGUCAAAACAUGAUGAAGACCUUUGAGGCUGGGGCGAAUGACCCGUCGGUAUUUGACAUCUUCAAUCCUAUUCUUGCAGAUCAAGCUCAGGUCAAGCGAAGUUCCGGUAUGCAUGGUCAGAACGCUCCUGCAGUCGAACUCAACAGAGCUAGUCUACAGCAUGUCGAGCGCCUUCUGACCCAGCUACUCAAGGAGUCUGCGAUUCCUCGACGUCGACGUUGGCAGAAGGCUUUAAUGCCCAUUCUUCUGCAAUGUCCCAAUGAUGUGGAUCCAGACGUUCAAAACGGCGAUGACAUGGACAUCAGGAAUUACAUCAAAAUCAAGAAAGUGCCUGGAGGCAAACCUGGCGAUACUUCGUACGUCUCNCGAGUCGUCUUCAGCAAGAACAUUGCACUGAAGGGCAUGCGACGAAGCUUUGUCCGCCCUCGCAUUGUGAUAAUAUCGUUUGCCAUCGAAUACGCCCGCCAUAAUCACCAUUUCAUGAGUUUGGAGCCCGUUAUUGCUCAAGAGCGAGAGUACUUGCGCAACCUCGUGGGUCGUAUCGUUGCAUUGAAACCCCAUAUCUUGUUGGUUCAGCGAAAUGUAUCGGGGCUGGCUCUAAACAUGCUGCAAGAAGCAGGAGUUACCGUGGUUUACAACAUUAAGGAAUCAGUACUCGCCGCUGUUGCUCGGAUGACACAGACAGUUUUGAUCAAGUCGAUAGACAAGCUAUCAAUCGACCCUUCUGGAUUGGGACAAUGCUCCAACUUUGAUGUCAAGACCUAUGUCCAUGGGAAGACCAGAAAAACUUUCAUCUGGAUAUCUGGUUGCCAGCCUGACCUUGGCUGCACCAUCGUCCUCCGUGGCGCAGAGAUGGAAACUCUUCGUCAAAUCAAGCGAAUCACAGAAUUUAUGUGCUACGUUGUUUACAAUCUCAAGCUCGAGACUUGUCUGAUGCGGGAUGAAUUUGUGUUGAUUCCCUCCUCAAUCAGCACUGCCAAGUCCACCCCUCCAACCAUCAACAUCGCAACUUCCAAAGCAGUGGAUGUCGCAAACGCCCCAGUUACACCCACAGCCCAAACACAAGCAGAAGCUGAGACCAGUACAGCAGAGCUACCAGUCGGUAUCGGAGACGAAGACUCCGAAUCCAAACCCAACGCAUUGAACCAUCUUGUGGAUGCAGCUCGACAUGUUGCAUCUGAGCCCGUCACCAAAUCACAGGGCGACCAAGAUGACGAGUCCAUGCCAUCACAGUAUAGAGAACUUAUCGAAACAGCCAGGACUCGAUUGAUAUCGUCGUCUCCCUUCGUCAAGUUUCCCGAGCCGGUCCUUCUCGCCAAAGUUCAAGACCAAGAACGACGAGUUGAACAGACAAAACGGCUGCGAGAUCGCUAUGAUGCGUUCGAACUUGAGCAUAAUCACAACGAAAAAGCCAGCGAGAAUCAGGAGGAGGACAUUGCGCAAGCAGACAAAUUCGAGUUGGUCAUGCCAGAGAUGAUCUCUAAGGCUGUUCCUGCAGAUCAAAGCCGGCCCACUCGAAGAUUCCUCCGAGACAUCCAUGAUGCGCAAUACCAAAUGGCUCUUCAUGAGUAUAACAUCAAGAAACGACAGUGGGAGUCCUUCUUCUCGAUCAGCAACAACAAUCCGUUCAACCCCUUCAGCCAUCAGAAUAUUUUUGUUUUGCAUUCUCUCGUUAGCAACGCUUUGUCUGCACCUUGCGCUGGUCCUGAAGUUCUGGGUCUCUCAUUUUAUGCUGGCUGGGGAAAUGCUGAGCUAGGAUUAGAGGAAGAUCUUACUCUUGGCCAAUUCAUCGAGGAGACCUGCGCAACCGCAGCCACUGCAUGCAAGCAAUGUAGUCACCGCAUGUUUGAUCACCAUCGUCAAUACGUGCAUGGUUCUGGCCAGGUUAGUGUCUCGGUCAAACGCUUUCCAUCCAAGUUUCAGAACCUUCACAGUACCAUCCUGAUGUGGUCCACUUGCAAAUUAUGCCAACAAGAGACUACAUGGAUACCAAUGUCAGACAACACUUGGAAAUAUUCUUUCGGCAAAUAUUUGGAGCUCAGUUUCUGGAGUACACCUUUGAAGCCGCGAGCAGGCGUAUGCCCACAUGACAUACACAAGGACUUUGUGAGAUGUUUCGCCUUCCAAGGUCUUGCUGUUAGGAUUCAGUGGGACAAUGUUGACCUGUACGAUGUCUUGGUGCCCACGCCAACGAUCAACUGGGAAGUCAAUGCUGGACUCGAGCUCAAGAAUCAGCUCUAUCUGCACUUCCAAGCGCGCCUAUCAGCUUUCAUUGCAUCCAUCAGAGUCCGUCUGAACUCUAUCAAUCUCUCUACUGUCGUACCAGAGAAGCAAGCUGAUGCUUCAGCAACUCUGGAGAAGCUGGCACAGAGAGUAGACAGCGAUCAUGAGGCACUGUUGCAGAAACUUCAAGACAAGUAUAUGGCUUCCAAGUUUUACGAAAUCAUUCCUCUUAAUCGAGCAGUUCGCAUGAUGGACGAGAAGGCGCUUACUUGGGACGAAGAGUUCAAUGAUUUCGAGACGAAGUUCUUCCCGUCAGAGCAUGAUAUCAGAAGACUAGCUACCCUUCAGCUGAAAAAGCUGUUUCUUGAUCGAGGCGAAGCGGCUGGAAUUACCCAUUACGAUCUGACUGAUGCAGACGAAGGGAUGGAAAUGAAAGAGAGGCCAUCUUCAGGCAUGGGUCUCACCGAUGAAGACCUCCAAUCGGAAAAGGCUCAGCACAUGCUUACAUCUGUUGUCGAAGAACACGGUCACUCGCAUCCAAAAACAGAUGCUAACAUUGAUCCACUCGAAUCCAGAGGUCAAGGUGUCGAAGGUUCAGACAAUCCCAUUCUGUCCAAACAAUUGUCACCCAGCGAAGUAGAGCAAGCCGUCGANAGAGAAGACGUCAAACAUCUGGAUCUUGCUGUNCCUUCAGCUUUUGCGGACUUGCCCGCGGAUCAAGAGACCCCUAGAGCUGAGAAUGGUCCACAGGAAGAAGAAGCGGCAGAGUCAAAGUCUCCCGAGUCGUUCGUGACCGACCCCAAACCCUUGAAUUCCAGCAUCCUCGAACGUAUUGAACAGAUGCGUUCCGCCGCCGCCGCUGCUGCUACAAGCCCUGAAGCAGGCAUGCCCGAGUCAAGGAUACCACGUCUUGUCCGCACCCGAGGUCCUAUAUCUCCGCCACUUGCUCGAACACAAUCUCAGCCUGAUGGUAUACCAAAGAGAAAUUCAGAGUCUACCCCAGAGAUGCCAACCAUUCAUUCAGUCGCCAGUGGCGAGNNUUCUGGUACCACCACACCUACUCCUGGCAAACACCACAACAGAGAUUUAGCCAAAUCUAUCGAACUCCGAUUGAGUGACCGCUUGGGUGCUGGGUACAUCAAAGGUGGAAGAGCACAGCAGUCCCUGAUACCGAGGUCAGUGCCGAGCAAGGCUUUUGAUAACAACACUCGUGUCUCAGCUCUCGCCAAACAUUUCGAACAGCUAUCUCGUGAAUUCGAGAGAGAAAGAGCGCGUGAGCGUAGGCAGCGAGCGGCUCGACGAAGACAGGUCCGUGCCAACCCUCUGGCCAGCAGCAAACCUGUUGUUGAGGUCUAUCGAGAUGCUCGCGAAGCUGUCGGCGAAAGAACAGAGCCCGAGGUUGUUGAUCCUUCCAUGAGCGAAUCAAACGAAACAUCGGAUCUCCCGAUGGAAGACGUACCUGACCAAACCCCAGACAACAUCCAAGAUCAGCAAGAUAACGAUGAUGCCACGGAUAAUGAGACUGCAGAAUCGACCACUGGCCACACUGAUACUGAUGUUGAAGGUGACACUACCGACAAUGAUAAUCAUCUGCCCUACAAACCCGGCUUCUCCGAUCCUGGCUCGAUCUCAGGCAAUGGGUCAUCUGCGUCGCCUCAUGAUGCGGACUCACACCUGGAAAUGACGUUGCCGAGACACGAAAAACAUUCCUUAAUGAAGAUGCUCACCAGCUUCUGGUCUGAGCGGUCAUCAUCCGGCUGGAUCUCUCUCGACUACCCCUUGCACUCCAAUGAGCACGUCUUUGAUGAUAGCGACAUCAUCGUGCGCGAAGACGAGCCCGCAUCAGUCAUUGCUCUUGCGCUUUCCUCUGCAGAUUACACUGCCAAGUUGCGAGAGUUUCGAGGCAAUCCCAAUGGUGGUUUCCACGGGCAUCACGGUCAUACUGAAUCACAAUCCAGCUUCAACUUUGCCGCAGACAUCAGUAGCAACGAUGCCAGCCAGCAAUCCGCCAUUGAGGCAAGCUUGAUCAGUGAGACGGGCACGCACAUGAAAUACAGCUUUAGCCACAACAACGUCCGCGCGACCUGCAAAAUCUUCUACGCCGAGUCUUUCGAUGCCCUGAGAAGAAAAUGCGGCGUUAGCGAACGUUUUGUCGAAUCGCUCUCCCGAUGCGCGAAAUGGGAUUCCAAAGGAGGAAAGACCAAGUCACUCUUCCUCAAGACUCUGGACGAUCGCUUCGUCAUCAAAUCGUUGCAGGAAGUCGAGCUCAAAGCUUUCACCAAAUUCGCACCUGACUAUUUCGCCUUUUGCGCGCAAAGCUUGUUCCACGGCGUGCCUUCCGUGAUCGCNAAAAUGUUUGGUCUUUUCCAGGUUGAGCUGCGUAACCCAUCGAAUGGUGUUGAGUUUUCCUCUUACCUCCUCGUCAUGGAAAACCUCUUCUACAGCCGCAACCCAACUCGGAAAUUCGACUUGAAGGGCAGUAUGCGCAAUCGCAAGAUUGAAAGUACUGGUCUGCCAGAUGAGGUGCUCCUGGAUGAAAAUCUUGUCGAGACUAUCUUCGAGAAACCUUUGUUUGUCAGAGAGCAUGCUCGAAAGCUGCUCAAAGCUAGUGUAUGGAACGAUACAAUGUGGCUCUGCAGACAGAAUGUUAUGGACUAUUCCCUGAUGGCCGGCUUCGACGACGAGAAGAAGGAGUUGGUCGUUGGUAUCAUUGAUUGCAUCAGAACCUACACCUGGGACAANAAACUCGAAUCGUGGAUCAAAGACCGCGGCAAGAACAAGCCCACCAUCACCUCGCCAAAGGACUAUCGCAACCGUUUCCGCGUGAGUAUGAUGCAAUACGUCCUUCAAGCCCCCACUGUCUGGCACUCCUUCCUCGCCCCAGGUUUGCCCAUCACGGGUGUAACUUUCAACGCUGCAGGUGGAGUAGAAGUCUCGAGAAAUGGCAAUGCAAAUGCGACGGCAACGGCAAACGCAGAAGGCAGAAGCGUGGCGGGAAGUUGGGAGGAGAGGAGUACGGUGGAGGAUGAUCGUAGGCUGGCGCUUACCGAGGGUCAAGUGUUGGAUGAUGCAACCAUCAGAGAGAUGUCGACCAUGUCGUUUGUG